Messenger RNA from Stylophora pistillata, 5652 nucleotides. Its product is annotated as serine/threonine-protein phosphatase 6 regulatory ankyrin repeat subunit A-like. The record is from RefSeq and is a predicted model, not a curated record. Lineage: Eukaryota; Metazoa; Cnidaria; Anthozoa; Scleractinia; Pocilloporidae.
GNCCCUGCACUUCGCUGCCUAUGGAGGUAAUGUCACCAUCAUCGAGACAAUAAUGUCACGUGGUUUUGUUGUGGAUUCAAACGAUCAUGACGGCAACACACCCUUACUAUUGGCUGCACAGGGUGACAAGGUUGAGGCGGUAAAUUGUCUAUUAGACAAGGGAGCGGAUCCCUUUGUAAAAGGAGAGUUUGGACGAAAUUCACUGCACUUCGCUUCACAGCGUGGUAAUAUCGCCAUCAUCGAGACAAUAAUGUCACGUGGUCUUCAUGUUGAUUCAAAAGAUGGUGACGGCAACACACCGUUGCUAUUGGCUGCACAGUUUGGCAAGGUUAAAGCGGUAAAUUAUCUGCUAGACAAGGGAGCUGAUCCCUUUGCGAAAGGACAGUUUGGAAGUAAUUCACUGCACUUCGCCUCAACGGGUGGUAAUGUGGCCAUCAUCGAGACAAUAAUGUCACGCGGUCUUGAUGUCGAUUCAGAAGAUGGCAACGGCAACACACCCUUGCUAUUGGCUGCACGGGGUAACAAGCUUUUGGCGGUAAUCCAUCUGUUAGAAAAGGGAGCUGAUCCCUUUGUAAAAGGACAGUUUGGAAGAAACUCACUGCACUUUACUUCAGAGGGUGGUAAUAUCGUCAUCAUUGAGACAAUAAUGUCACGUGGUCUCGAUGUCGAUUCAAAAGAUGGUGACGGGAGUACACCCUUGUUAUUGGCUGCACAGGGUGAGAAGGUUGAUGCGGUAAAUUAUCUCUUAGACAAGGGAGCUGAUCCCUCUGUGAAAGGAAAGUUUGGAAGAAAUUCACUGCACUUCGCUUCAAUGGGUGGUAAUGUCACCAUCAUCGAAACAAUAAUGUUAUGUGGUAUUGUUGUGGAUUCAAAAGAUCAUGACGGCAACACACCCUUACUAUUGGCUGCACAGGGUGACAAGGUUGAGGCGGUAAAUUAUCUCUUAGACAUGGGAGCUGAUCCUUUUGUGAAAGGACACUUUGGAAGAAAUUCACUGCACUUCGCUUCAAAGGGUGGUAAUGUUGCCAUCAUCGAGACAAUAAUGUCCCAUGGUCUUGAUGUGGAUUCAAAAGAUGGUGACGGCGACACACCCUUGCUAUUGGCUGUAGAGGAGGACAAGGUUGAGGCAGUAAAUUAUCUCUUAGAGAAGGGAGCUGAUCCCUUUGUAAAAGGAGAGUUUGGACGAAAUUCACUGCACUUCGCUUCAGAGAGUGGUAAUAUCGCCAUCAUCGAGACAAUAAUGUCAUAUGGUAUUGAUGUGGAUUCAAAAGAUGACGAUGGCAAGACACCCUUGAUAUUAGCUGUAGAGAAUGGCAAUGUUGAGGCGUUAAAUUAUCUGUUAGACAAAGGAGCUGAUCCCUUUGUGAAGGAACGGUCGGGAAGUAAUUCACUGCACUUCGCUUCAACGGGUGGUAAUGUUGCCAUCAUCAAGACAAUAAUGUCACGUGGGCUUGAUGUUGAUUCAAAAGAUGGUGACGGCAACACACCGUUGCUAUUGGCUGCACAGUUUGGCAAGCAUAAGGCGGUAAAUUAUCUGUUAGACAAGGGAGCUGAUCCCUUUGUAAAAGGAGAGUUUGGAAGAAAUUCACUGCACUUCGCUUCAGAGGGUGGUAAUGUUGUCAUCAUUGAGACAAUAAUGUCACGUGGUCUUGAUGUGGAUUUAAAAGAUAAGAAUGGCAACACACCCUUGCUAUUGGCUGCACAGUUUGGCAAGGUUAAGGCGGUAAAUUAUCUGUUAGACAAGGGAGCGGAUCCCUUUGCGAAAGGACAGUUUGGAAGAAAUUCACUUCACUUCGCUUCAGAGGGUGGUAAUGUUCUUAUCAUUGAGAAAAUAAUGUCACGUGGUCUUGAUGUCGAGUCAAAAGAUGGCAACGGCAACACACCCUUGCUAUUGGCUGCAAGGGGUGACAAGCUUUUGGCGGUGAGCCAUCUGUUAGAUGAGGGAGCGGAUCCCUUUGCGAAAGGACACUUCGGAAGAAAUUCACUGCAUUUCGCUUCAGAGGGUGGCAAUCUCGCCGUCAUUGAGACAAUAAAGUCACGUGGUCUUGAUGUCGAUUCAAAAGAUGGUGACGGGAGUACACCGUUGCUAGCGGCUGCACGGGUUGGCAAGGUUAAGGCGGUAAAUUAUCUAUUAGACAAGGGAGCGGAUCCCUUUGCUAAAGGACAGUUUGGAAGAAAUUCACUGCACUUUGCUUCAGAGGGUGGUAAUGUUGCCAUCAUCGAGAUAAUAAUGUCAUAUGGUCUUGAUGUGGAUUCAAAAGAUGACGAUGGCAAGACACCCUUGAUAUUAGCUGUAGAGAAUGGUAAUGUUGAGGCGUUAAAUUAUCUGUUAGACAAAGGAGCUGAUCCCUUUGUGAAAGAACGGUUGGGAAGUAAUUCACUGCACUUCGCCUCAACGGGUGGUAAUGUCGCCAUCAUCGAGACAAUAAUGUCACGUGGUCUUGAUGUUGAUUCAAAAGAUGGUGACGGAUCCACACCUUUAAUAUUGGCUGCACUGAGUAACAAGAUUGACGCGGUAAAUUAUCUGUUAGACAAGGGAGCUGAUCCCUUUGUGGCAGGACAGUUUGGAGGAAAUUCCCUGCACUCCGCUUCCUAUGGAGGUAAUGUCACCAUCAUCGAGACAAUAAUGUCCCGUGGUCUUAAUGUGGAUUCAAAAGAUGGUGACGGCAACACACCCUUGCUAUUGGCUGUACAGGAGGACAAGGUUGAGGCAGUAAAUUAUCUCUUAGAGAAGGGAGCUGAUCCCUUUGUAAAAGGACAGUUUGGAAGAGAUUCACUGCACUUAGCUUCAGUGAAAGAUAAUGUCGCCAUCAUCGAGACAAUAAUGUCACGUGGUCUUAAUGUGGAUUCAAAAGAUGGGAACGGCAACACACCUUUGAUGUUGGCUGCACACUUUGGCAAGGAUAAAGCGGUAAAUUAUCUGCUAGACAAGGGAGCUGAUCCCUUUGCGAAAGGACAGUUUGGAAGUAAUUCACUGCACUUCGCCUCAGCGGGUGGUAAUGUCGCCAUCAUCGAGACAAUAAUGUCACGUGGUCUUGAUGUUGAUUCAAAAAAUGGUAACGGCAACACACCCUUGCUAUUUGCUGCACAGUGUGGCAAGGUUAAAGCGGUAAAUUAUCUGUUAGACAAGGGAGCUGAUCCCUUUGUGGAAGGACAGUUUGGAAGUAAUUCACUGCACUUCGCCUCAACGGGUGGUAAUGUCGCCAUCAUCGAGACAAUAAUGUCACGUGGUCUUGAUGUUGAUUCAAAAAAUGGUGACGGAUCCACACCUUUAAUAUUGGCUGCACUGAGUGACAAGAUUGACGCGGUAAAUUAUCUGUUAGACAAGGGAGCUGAUCCCUUUGUGGAAGAACAGCUUGGACGAAAUUCCCUGCACUUCGCUGUACAGGGUGGUAAUGUCGCCAUCAUCGAGACAAUAAUGUCACGUGGUCUUCAUGUGGAUUCAAAAGAUGAGAACGGCGUCACACCCUUGCAUUACGCUUUAGGGUGUGGCAAGGUUCAGGCUGUAAAUUAUCUGUUAGACAAGGGAGCUGAUCCCUUUGUGAAAGUUAAGUUUGGACCGAAUUCCCUGCACUUCGCUGCCUAUGGAGGUAAUGUCACCAUCAUCGAAACAAUAAUGUCACGUGGUCUUGAUGUCGAUUCAAAAGAUGGUGACGGGAGUACACCGUUGCUAGCGGCUGCAUGGUUUGGCAAGGUUGAGGCGGUAAAUUAUCUAUUAGACAAGGGAGCGGAUCCCUUUGCAAAAGAACAGUUUGGAAGAAAUUCACUGCACUUCGCUUCAGCGAGUGGUAAUGUUGCCAUCAUCGAGAUAAUAAUGUCAUAUGGUCUUGAUGUGGAUUCAAAAGAUGACGAUGGCAAGACACCUUUGAUAUUAGCUGUAGAGAAUGGCAAUGUUAACGCGUUAAAUUAUCUGUUAGACAAAGGAGCUGAUCCCUUUGUGAAGGAACGGUCAGGAAGUAAUUCACUGCACUUCGCUUCAACGGGUGGUAAUGUCGCCAUCAUCAAGACAAUACUGUCACGUGGUCUUGAUGUUGAUUCAAAAGAUGGUGACGGCAACACACCGUUGCUAUUGGCUGCACAGUUUGGCAGGGUUAAGGCCGUAAAUUAUCUGUUAGACAAGGGAGCUGAUCCCUUUGUAAAAGGGGAGUUUGGAAGAAAUUCACUGCACUUCGCUUCAGAGGGUGGUAAUGUUCUCAUCAUUGAGACAAUAAUGUCACGUGGUCUUGAUGUCGAUUCAAAAGAUAGCAACGGCAACACACCCUUGCUAUUGGCUGCACGGGGUGACAAGGUUGAGGCGGUAAGCCAUCUGUUAGACAAGGGAGCGGAUCCCUUUGCGAAAGGACAGUUUGGAAGAAAUUCACUGCACUUCGCUUCAGAGGGUGGCAAUGUCGCCAUCAUUGAGACAAUAAUUUCACGUGGUCUUGAUGUCGAGUCAAAAGAUGGUAACGGGAGUACACCCCUGCUAGCGGCUGCCCGGGGUGGCAAGGUUGAGGCGGUAAAUUACCUAUUAGACAAGGGAGCGGAUCCUUUUGCGAAAGGACAGCUUGGAAGAAAUUCACUGCACUUUGCUUCAGAGGGUGGUAAUGUCGCCAUCAUUGAGACAAUAAUGUCACGUGCUCUUGAUGUCGACUCAAAAGAUGGUGACGGCAGUACACCCUUGCUAUUGGCUGCACAGGGUGAUAAGGUUGAGGCGGUAAAUUAUCUCUUAGACAAGGGAGCUGAUCCCUUUGUGAAAGGAAAGUUUGGAAGAAAUUCACUGCAUUCUGCUUCAAUAGGAGGUAAUGUCGCCAUCAUCGAGACAAUAAUGUCACGUGGUCUUGAUGUCGAUUCAAAAGAUAGGAACGGCAAGACACCCUUGAUAUUCGCUGUAGGGAAUGGCAAGGUUGAGGCGGUAAAUUAUUUGCUAGUCAAGGGAGCUGAUCCUUUUGUGAAAGGACGAUUUGGAGCCGAUUUACUGCACUUUGCUGCCCAUGGUGGUAAUGUCGGCAUCAUCGAGACAAUAAUUUCACGUGGUGUUGAUGUCGAUUCAAAAGAUGGUAACGGAAACACACCCUUGAUAGUGGCUGCACGCGGUGGCAAGUUUGAGGCGCUAAAUUAUUUGUUAGACAAGGGAGCUGAUCCCUUUGUGGAAGGACAGUUCGGAAGAAAUUCACUGCACUUUGCUUCAACGGGUGAUAACGUCGCCAUCAUCGAAACAAUAAUCUCAUGUGGUCUUGAUGUCGAAUCAAAAGAUGGUGAUGGCAACACACCCUUGAUAUUAGCUGUAAAGAAUGGCAAGGUUGAGGCGUUCAAUCAUCUGCUAGACAAGGGAGCCGAUCCCUUUGUGAAAGGACGAUUUGGAAGAAAUUUACUGCACUUCGCUUCAAUAAGUGGUAAUGUAGCCAUCAUCGAAAAAAUGCUAUUACUUGGCUUGAGUGUUCUAUCUGAAGAUAUGGACGGCCACACACCGUUAAAGAUCGCAAAACAAAAUGGUAAAACUGAGGCCGUAGACUUCUUACAAAGCAAGGGAGGUCGUUAGUUUUUAGAGGUGAGUCAUUUUCUGAAUGUGUUCGUGGGAUGCAUGUUUACGAAAGAUGAAUUAUGAAGUGGCGGUUAUUUUAUCUUAUGUAAUAAACGUAGUUUUCAUAAAGCUGAGUUGUUAAAAAAAGUUAA